AUGGAUCGCCUGAAAGUGAAACGUGCCAGCCGUCGUACACAAACAACGAAGCUCAUCAACGACGCCACGGCUGCGCUGAACGAUGGAUCUACCAGAUUGGAUGUGAUCAACAGCCUACUGGAACGACUCACAGUAAGUCACAGUGACUUGACUACUCUCAACAAAGAGGUAGAACCGCAUGUGCGAGAGGAGGAACUCGAGAGCGAGUACGUCACUGUAAUGGACUAUGAAGACAGAGCGACGGAAACGAUUGCCAACCUGCGUUGGAGACUGUCGCAAUCACAGACGUCGCCGUCUCCACCGCAGCUUUCUAACGUACAGACAGACGUAUCAAGAACGCCGCAUGCCCCACGUCCUGGAGUGAAACUUCCUAAGCUUAGCCUAGAGCAAUUUCGUGGAGACCUCUCUGAUUGGCAAGGGUUCUGGGAACAGUUCAGAACAACGGUUCACGACAACGAGGGGCUAAGCAAGAUCGAAAAGUUCCACUAUCUCCGUUCGCUACUGCAUGGUCCAGCAGCUGGAGCUAUCGCCGGCUUGCAGACGUCGGAGGCAUCAUACGACGACGCGGUGGAAAUCCUUACACAGCGUUUUGGUGACCGCGGGCGGAUAGAAAAACAAUAUCUCUCUAAGCUCCGCAACCUAUCGGCCGUUACAUCAGCAGAUGACAUAUAUGGACUGCGUAAGCUAUACGACAACGUACAGAUGAACGUCCGUGGUCUCCGAUCCCUGGGAGUUUCCAGCGCGAACUAUUCUGCUAUGCUGUCUGAAAUCCUAUUGUCGUCACUCCCUACGGACAUUGUAGUGGAAUACCAUCGCUCUACAAAUCGUAAACAGCAGGACGAGGACAGCUCCGAAUCAAACUCAACGCACGGCGCUUCGGACGCAUCGACGGACGCCACAUCCGAGGCCACGAGAGAACUAAACAAUAUACUUCGUUUCUUUCGGAUCGAGGUAGAAAGUCGAGAACGCAGCGGAUUGGCUCCAGAUAGAAAGAAACCUUCCAUAGCGCCCAAGAAACGACAGGGCUUCAACCACCGCAGUACGCCUUCGGCCGCGGUACUACACAGCGCCUCAGUUCCUAAGUACGGCUGCCUCUUUUGUUCGGAUUCUGCGCAUACAACGGAGAGCUGUACUGGACCACUUCCCCUGGAUCUGCGGAAGAAGAGGCUGGCUGAUGAUCGACGCUGUUUUCGGUGUACUAAACGAGGUCACAGUGCUAAAGAAUGCCGAGGAAAAAUGCGUUGUCAGAGAUGUGGUGGGAGGCAUGCGGUGGCGAUGUGCGACCCAUCCUGGACGACCCCUAAGAAAAACGCGGACGGUGCAACAGCUACUAUGCUGGCAGCUGAAGACACCCCUGCGGAGAGUAACACUGUGCUGCUGCAAACUUUCCGCAGUUGGGUCAUGGGCGACCAUAAAUGCUCGUACAUACGGGGCGUAAUUGAUGGAGGCAGUCAGCAGACCUUUAUCCGAAAAGAUGUGGCCGACAAACUUCGCCUCAAUGUGCUAGGCAACAUCACAGUGAGCCUUAACACUUUUGGCAGUACUACCGCCACUCAACAACGACAACGAUGCAAUGUAGUGGAAGUCCGGUUGCGGAGUCAGUUCGCACCAUCGGAAUUUACUGUGCAAGCUGUCACCGUACCCUUCAUCUGCCGUGACAUUUGCAAAACUACAAUGGAAGACGAACUCGCUCGGGCCAUACGUGCGGAUGGUGGCUACAUAGCUGACGAACUGCUGUUCCCCGACAUACCCACUGAGUCCGGUGUUUCUCUGCUGUUGGGCUGCGAUCAACUCUGGAAUCUCACUACCGGAAAAAUUAAACGCAGCACAUUCACCGGAGGACUGGUUGCCAUCGAGACAAGGCUGGGCUGGACUUUCCAGGGCCCCAUGUCUACAUAUAGCUGCACAUCAGACUCGAACGCUAUGAUUUGUGUGUUGAAGGCAGGAGUACACCUACAAGAGGAAACAGCCACUUCGCUUCGCACCUUGCGGGAGCUGGAGGGCAGCGGUAUCGCUGACGAACCCGAAAGCGACCGUGAAAUCGACGACCGUGUAUGGGACGACUUCCAGCAAAAUGUCACAAUGCAAGAGGGGCGAUACGUCGUUGCACUGCCUUGGAAGUCCGCUGAAUGCCAUCUUCAUGACAACCGCGAGGUGGCCCAGGGCCGACUGGUAAGACUCGUUCGUCGCUUGGAGAAAGAGAGAGCUCUCGAUGAAUACGAUCGAGCUAUCCGCAGCUACCUGGACAACGGACAUGCCGAAAGGGUUCCGGUCGAAACGUCUGAGGACGAUCGGACAUAUUACAUGCCUCACCGAGCCGUUGUUCGACUGGAUUCAAAGUCCACGAGCGUGAGAGUAGUGUUCGACGCGUCUUCUCAUGCGCCCGGGGAACUGUCGCUCAAUGACUGUUUGGAAAGGGGACCAAAACUGAACACGGACCUGGUCCCCAUCCUAUUGCGUUUCCGCAUGUACAACGUGGCAGUCAUAGCCGACAUCAAGAAGGCCUUCCUCCAGGUUUCUGUCAACCAGCAGGACCGUAACGCUCUGCGCUUCCUCUGGUUCUCGCGCUCUCCAGAGGAAGGUCAGCCACUCCCUAAUGUUGAAGAAUGGAGGAUGACCAGGGUGCCAUUCGGCACCAAAGCAAGUCCGUUCCUGCUAGGAGCUACUCUCCGUCACCAUCUGAGCAGCAUCCAGGGACCGGACCAGGAGAUCGCCAAAACAAUUGCCAGCUCAUUCUACGUGGACGAUCUUCUCGCCGGCGCAUCUACACCUGAGGAGGCGAGGAACCUCGUCGACGCGACGAGCCGGAUAAUGAGCGCAGCUGGAAUGGAACUGAAAAAAUGGGCAUCGAACUCGACUGACCUGCAAAACUACUUCGAUGACCAGUUUUCGGAGGUGCCAGAGACACAUCGGGCGAUAACGACUGAAGAGGUGACAAGAGUUCUUGGGAUCACCUGGGACAGAAAAAGCGACACUUUGACGUUCACGGGUAACAACAUCCUGGACGCUCUGCACCCGUCUCACAACACCAAACGAUGCGUGCUGCAAGCUGCUUCGAGGGUGUUCGAUCCACUGGGGCUCAUCGCACCGUUUACAAUAAGAGCAAAACUACUGUUCCAGCGUCUCUGGGAGAGAAGCAUCGACUGGGAUGAACAACUACCGGUUGACCUACGUCAAGAAUGGUGCGCCUGGCGUUCGGAGCUGCUUGAUGUACUCAGUAUCUCAAUCGACCGUCACUUACAACGAGAUCUGGAUGGCCCGAACACUCUACAGCUCCACGUAUUCGCAGACGCCAGCCCACUAGCCUAUGGAGCAUCUGCCUACCUGCGGGUCGAGGACAGUGCUGGCAAUACACAGGUCAACCUACUUUUCGCCAAGACCCGUGUUGCUCCUCUGAAGAAAUUGACACUCCCAAGACUAGAGCUACUGGGCGCACUUAUCGCGGCCAGAACAGCAGAUUUUCUUAAAGAAGGACUCCGAGUGGGCGCUCUUCCGGUCUAUUUCUGGACGGACUCAUGUAUAGUGCUGCACUGGAUCAAAGGAUCUGCGGCGAGAUGGAAGCCAUUCGUCUGCAACCGCGUAAACGAAAUUCAGUCCAUCUGUAACCCCGACGACUGGCGCUACUGUCCAGGGAAGGAGAACCCUGCUGAUUGCACAACCAGAGGAAUGACCGUCGAAGCGCUCAGAGCCUGUGCCGCUUGGUGGCACGGACCUGACUGGCUCAGACGGGGCCUUGAGAGUUGGCCAGAUGUCGAGACCCGGCCCGUGCCGCACAGCGAAAUGGACGACGAGGCACGUCGUCCCUCGGCUACAGUCAUUCAGGUAGUGGUCGUUCCCCAGGCCCCUCUGCUAAAGCUUGAAGACUUUAGCCGCUUUUCGAGAGUUCUCCGUGUGACAGCUUGGGUUAUGCGCUUUAUCAACAAAUGUCGUAAAGUUUCACCGGAGGCUUCCCCGUGGCUUACAGCCGAGGAGAUAACGACUGCGGAGACGUUCUGGGUGAAACGAGCACAAAGAGACAGUUAUGCUCCAGAAAUUGAUCGUCUCGAAGAUGGAGCCGCUGUUCCCUCGACAUCCAAGAUAGCCGACCUGCAACCCUUCCUCGACGAGGAGGGCAUCAUGCGUCUGAAAGGUAGGCUGCACUACGCAAACGAAGAAGAACAUGUAAAACAUCCCAUCAUCUUGGCAAAGGAUCACCGUCUCGCGUAUAUGAUCGCGGAAGCCGCGCACUACCGCACACUGCACGGAGGAGUGCAAGCCACUCUCAACGAACUACGAGAGAGGUGGUGGAUCACGCGUGCUCGACAGCUGGUGAAAAGAGUCAUUUUCAAGUGUCAAGUUUGCCUUCGUUUCCGUCUAGAGCCAGCGGCUGCACCCACAGCUCCACUUCCGGCGGAUCGCACACACCGCUGCCAUCCUUUCGAAGUUGUCGGUAUCGAUUUUGCCGGACCGCUCUUCACCAAGUCACACGAAGGAUCUAACAAAUCCUACAUCGCUUUAUUCACCUGUGCGACGACGAGGGCGAUACACCUGGAGCUGGUGUCCGACCUAACCGCGGCGUCGUUUAUGCUCGCUUUUCGAAGGUUCAUUGCACGAAGAGGACUUCCAGCGACAAUAUAUUCCGAUAACGCGCUCACUUUCAAACGUGCCUCCAGGGAGAUCCAAGCUCUAUGGAAGAUGCUACGUCAAAGGGAGACCCAGGAUUUCAUUGCCACGCAGAGGGUGAAAUGGAGAUUUAUCGUGGAACGUGCAGCGUGGUGGGGUGGCUGGUGGGAGCGGCUAGUCCGUACCGUUAAACAGUCUCUCCGAAGGGUGCUCGGACGACAAACGCUGACCUUCGAGGAACUCGAAACCGUCCUACUGGAUGCUGAGGCUGCCAUAAACUCUCGUCCGCUCACAUAUCUAGAAUCAAGACCGACGGAGCCGGACGCUCUCACACCGGCCCACCUGCUCAUCGGACGACGACUGACCGCACUUCCCGAUCGACCUGCAUCCCGACCGGAAAGUUCGUCCGCCGAUUCAGUUACCCGACGAUGGUUACAUAGCCAGAAAGUGGCAGACCAGUUUUGGCAACGCUGGCGAAAAGAGUAUAUGCUACAACUAAGGUCUGCGCAUCACUCUUCGGUUUCCGGUGGACACACGAUCCAGAAAGGGGACUUGGUGCUGCUACACGAAGACAAGGUCCCGCGACACGUGUGGAGAGCUGCACGAGUCACCGAGCUUCAUUAUGGGAGAGAUGGACAAGUUCGCGCGUGCGAAAUUCUACUUCCCUCAGGAAGGAUUACAAGGCGACCUGUUCAGCACCUCUACCCCAUCGAGACAGACUUUGAAAGGAGUUAA
This is a messenger RNA of Ornithodoros turicata, 5337 nucleotides long. RefSeq lists its product as uncharacterized. The record is from RefSeq and is a predicted model, not a curated record. Gene Ontology annotation, biological process: DNA integration. The transcript has a single exon. NCBI's taxonomy places the organism in Eukaryota, Metazoa, Arthropoda, Arachnida, Ixodida, Argasidae. The coding region runs from base 1 to 5337 and encodes 1778 amino acids. Gene Ontology annotation, molecular function: zinc ion binding; nucleic acid binding.